AUGGUGUCGAAAGGAUUUUGGAAGAGGCGCUCCUUGCGGGUGCCCGACGACCAGCGGACAAAAGCGGCGGAGCUGACCCUGCGAGAGUCGAUAUACCCCAUCGGCCUGGUCACCAUCCUCUUCUUCCUGUGGGGGUUCAGUUACGGCCUGCUCGACACCCUCAACAAACACUUUCAGGAGACGCUCGACAUUGACAAGACGCGAUCAUCCGGGCUGCAAGCAGCGUACUUUGGCGCAUACCCUCUCGCUUCACUCGGCCACGCAGCAUGGAUCCUCCGGCAUUUUGGCUACCGCGCCGUCUUCAUCUGGGGCCUGUUCCUGUACGGCCUCGGGGCGCUGCUCGCCAUCCCCGCCAUCAUCAAUAAAUCGUUUGCCGGCUUCUGCGUCUGCAUCUUCAUCAUCGGCAACGGGCUGGGCUCGCUCGAGACAGCAGCCAACCCCUACAUCACCGUCUGCGGCCCCCCCAAAUUCUCCGAAAUCCGCAUCAACAUCGCCCAAGCCUUCAACGGCAUCGGCACGGUCGUCGCCCCCGUCCUCGGCUCCUACGUCUUCUUCAACUUUGACGACGAAGUCGCCCUGCGCAACGUGCAAUGGGUCUACCUCGCCAUCGCGUGCUUCGUGUACCUCCUCGCCACCGUCUUCUUCUUCUCCACCAUCCCCGAGAUCACCGACGCCGACAUGGCCUUCCAGGCCGCCGAGACCCACGCCGGCGCCCAGGACAAGCCCUUCCGCAAACAGUACCGCCUGUUCCAUGCCGCGUUUGCGCAGUUUUGCUAUACCGGCGCGCAGGUGGCCAUCGCGGGGUAUUUUAUUAAUUACGCGACGGAGACGAGGCCCGAUACGGACUCGGCGUUGGCGUCCAAGUUUUUAGCGGGCUCGCAGGCGGGGUUUGCGGUGGGGAGGUUUGGGGGUGCUGCGCUGAUGCAUUUUGUGAAACCGCGGAAGGUGUUUUUGGUGUUUAUGGCCAUGUGUGUGGUGUUCGCGGCGCCGGCGAUUACGCAGCGCGGGAAUACGGGUAUGAGCAUGUUGUUUGUGGUGAUGCUGUUCGAGUCGAUUUGCUUUCCGACUAUUGUGGCGUUGGGCAUGCGCGGGCUGGGGAGGCAUACCAAGCGCGGGUCGGGUUGGAUCGUCGGGGGUGUGCUGGGCGGUGCGUGCGUGCCGCCGCUGAUGGGCGUGGCCGCCGAUCGGCACGGGACGGGGCUCGCGAUGGUGGUGCCGACUAUGUUCUUUGUGGCGGCGGGGACGUAUGCCGUGGCGGUCAACUUUGUGCCGGCGUAUCGGGAUACCGUCGAUGCGUUCUCGACUACGGAGGUUGGGUUGCACGAGCGGGGGGAGGAUGGCGUGGUGGGUGAGGGGAGCGGAGGGGAUACCAAGGCGGCCAGCGGGGAGAACCCCGAUGUGGCCAACGUGGAGAAGGUUUGA
Chaetomium globosum CBS 148.51 is the source of this 1422-nucleotide messenger RNA. RefSeq lists its product as uncharacterized. The record is from RefSeq and is a predicted model, not a curated record. The transcript has 3 exons. Gene Ontology annotation, molecular function: transmembrane transporter activity. Bases 1 to 1422 code for a protein of 473 amino acids. Lineage: Eukaryota; Fungi; Ascomycota; Sordariomycetes; Sordariales; Chaetomiaceae. Gene Ontology annotation, biological process: transmembrane transport.